AUGCUGAAAGAACAGGCAGACUUUCUAGCGCGAUACAAAGUCAAGGUUGGCAAGCUCAACUUGAGCUUUCAUGAUACAACUGUUGGUUUCCCCAUGCCAGUUGUCCUUCUGCUUGAGGGGAAAGACGGUGGGGCGGGGGACUACGGUUUUCUGCGCCGUGUAGACGGGCUUUGCUUCCAUCCUAUCUGGUUUGGAUUUGAUGCUAAUCGGAAACUCCAUGUCGCGGCAGGAAGCGAUACGGGCAGCGACCACCAUCAUCUGGCCAUCCUACUCGGAGACGUCGACAAGGGCACGUCCUGCAAGCUAGUACGGCUACUCGACCUUCCAGGAUACCAUAUCGAGUGCGCAGAUUCUACCACCCACUCCAAUGUGUACACUGUCCCAGCCAGUUUCUUCCGCAAGCAUGUCAUUGACAUUGAUUAUGACCAAAAUUGGAAGUCAGUCAUGUGUUGGGAAGUUCUCCGAUGCACCGAUGGGGGCUCCUUUGAUGCACUCAACAAUGGGGCUAUUGCGAAUAACAGUGAUAAGCAAUCGUGGAUGAAGGACCUGGCUGUGGAGGCCGCGAGGUCAAUUCAGACUUGGAGUAGUUCGGAAAUGCUUACUGUCAGCGCCGAUCUCCAUCACGUUCCUCACCACAGCCUUGUGCCCAACAAAAUGAAGGCAAUUAUCCACGGGCGUGAUCUUGAAAAAAGCCACCAAUAA
Molecule: messenger RNA, 702 nt
Organism: Penicillium samsonianum
Lineage: Eukaryota; Fungi; Ascomycota; Eurotiomycetes; Eurotiales; Aspergillaceae
Exons: 3
Coding region: 1-702 (233 amino acids)
Source: RefSeq, a predicted model, not a curated record